Molecule: messenger RNA, 2234 nt
Organism: Paramacrobiotus metropolitanus
Lineage: Eukaryota; Metazoa; Tardigrada; Eutardigrada; Parachela; Macrobiotidae
Product: endothelin-converting enzyme 1-like
Exons: 11
Coding region: 157-2202 (681 amino acids)
Biological process (GO): protein processing
Cellular component (GO): plasma membrane
Molecular function (GO): metalloendopeptidase activity
Source: RefSeq, a predicted model, not a curated record
UUUCCGGUUUUGAGAGUGAAUCAAAUGCUUGAAGACCGAUUCUUUCAUUUCAUACAAACUUGUUCGUGUUUGUGCUCUGUGGAUAGUUUUCAGAGACUGUAACCGCUAUCUGCUUGCUUUUGAGGAUAUUUAACAGGCAAAGAAAGCAAGCGCGCGAUGCAACUGUUAGAUGUGAUUGGAUUUCUGGUCGCUGUUGCUAGUGUAAUGCAAACUAGCGGGAACCAGCAGUUAUCAAAACCUGUCGCCUGCACGUCUGAUCUUUGCCACAAAGUCGCCCGAGAAAUCCUCUCCAGCAUGGAUGAAACUGUGGAUCCAUGCGUCGACUUCUACGCUUACGCAUGCAACCGCUGGAAUAACAGCAGCGGUCUGUCGCAAACCGUGCUUGUUCCCAAAGUUUCCAAACAACUUCAACAAUUGUUUGACAGUGGAAAUUACACCAAUCCUACGGAAAAAAAGGCAAUGGACAUAUACAACCAGUGCAUCAACCAGACGAAUGACGGACCAUUCAGUAUUGAGACCAUUCGCAGGCUUGUGCGCGCCGUGGAUGCCUUGUUUGGUGGAUGGUCGCUAUUAAAAGGCAAUCCCAACGUAUCCGCUUUCCGUCUGGAUGACGUACUCCCCCGUCUUCAACAGAACGAUAUUCAGUCCAUCAUUUAUCUUUCCAUAGAAAAAAACGAUUUUACCAGCAACCAGAAUAUCAUGUUCCUUAGAAUGCCUGGGCGCCUUUGGGAACGAUGGGGAUAUUGUGCCCGCUAUCCUGCGCCAUGCAAUGCAACAGAGCAGCUAAAGAGCAUCUGGACGUUUAUUGUCCAGCAUUUGCUGAAAGUGGCCAAUCCAAGCGUCCAUUGGUCGACAGUUCGAGAGCGGCUGGAGAAAGUUCUCAUGUUGCAUUUCCGGAUGGCAACUGUGUCAAAAGGAAAACUAGACUUUCUGAAGCGCUUAACCUUUGGUGAUCUCAAUAAACCACCCUACCGUUCGCACUUCCUACCGAGAUUAUUGCCGCUGUUCAAUGCCAUGCUGAAAUCAUCGUCAGUGAAGUUUCAAGCAACGACCAGUACAAAGUUCGGGGUUCCGUUAUUAGAGUAUCUCCUCGAACUGGAUCAGACGAUGGCGCAGCUGGAACGGGACGGAGAUGCGGGACUUGCGACCCUGGCUGACUGGCUAUGGUGGACUGCGCUUUAUCACUACUACCUUGUAUAUCAAGAGGCGCGCCACUGCGUGCAACUGGUGAAAACGGCCAUGCCGCUGACUGUGUCGGGAAUGUUCUUUAAGACAUACAUACCGAGCAAAGUUGCAGAAAAGGCCAAAGUGCUGACAACCGAGCUUGCAAACGCGGUUCGCGACGCGGUCCUCCUCAAAACAACCUGGAUGGACAAUGCAACGCUGGAAGCCGCCAUGGAUAAGCUGAAUCAUACACUGCGGAAUGUUGGAUUUCCCGAGGAGUUCUUGGAUAACUGGAAACUAAUCGAUGACCUUUAUGCUAAGGUUCAACUGGAGGUAUCAUUCUACGACACAUUACGCACCAUCGAUCAAAGCAACAGUUGGAUCAACCUGCAAAAACUCUCCCGCAUUAACGUUCGCAAUGAUCUAUUCUUUCCAGACGAUCUGACCUUGGUAUUCGCCCGGAUUUACCCAAACGGCAAUUAUAUUGUUAUUCCAGCGGCUACAUUGCAGCCACCAAUGUUCUACGCCAGCAACUUGGACAUUUUUAAUUACGCUCGCUUGGGUUUCGCCAUCGGCCACGAAUUUACCCAUACUUUCGAUGUCGGAGGUAAGGCGUGGGGAAAAGACGGGAAACCGUUUAACUGGUGGACGAAUGCAACACGGAACAAUUACAAUGCGAGGAAGUACACUCUAGUCGAUUUCUAUAACAAUAUCCCCACGAAGAACGACAGCGUCGAUGGACGGCAAAGUCUCAAUGAAAACACUGCCGACAACGGUGGAUACCGCGCUGCUUACUUGGCUUUUACUAAAUUUAAACGCCGCACCGGAUACCGCAUACAACUGCCGGGUUUAGAAGCCCUGAAUGAGGAACAACUGUUCUGGUUGAUAGGGGCGCAGACAUGGUGCUCCCGUAACCCAGCACCUAUCGACGCAGUGCACGCACCCUUCCGAUUCCGUGUUAUGGGUCCGUACAUGAAUAGCGCAAUUCGGUGCAGCGUACAACUGUCCGCUGGGAUCCCCGAUGAACCCGCGAAUUAAGGCGUGGUAGAGAUAAUUUUAUCUUCUGAGAU